Ceratitis capitata (Mediterranean fruit fly) is the source of this 2374-nucleotide messenger RNA. RefSeq lists its product as uncharacterized. The transcript has 3 exons. Lineage: Eukaryota; Metazoa; Arthropoda; Insecta; Diptera; Tephritidae. The coding region runs from base 1058 to 1474 and encodes 138 amino acids. The record is from RefSeq and is a predicted model, not a curated record.
GAACACCAUAAUGAGUAACAACGGACAAUGGAUGACAUCACUUCCAGACAAUCUACGGAGUAUUCCGGUCAUCAAUCUUGCGAUACCUGCCAUUAAACUGAAGACACAUCAAAUACAUGAAAUACAUACGAUUCACAAAGAGAGAGAGAGAAAUUGCAUUAAUUUCGCCUCCACUUGUAUGGUCGGCCGAUGGAGGUAUACAGUUGUAGUGGAAAAAAACAACAAGAGACUAGCCAACGCAAAGUGAACGCCACGCAAAUAUUACUACAACAAACAAAGCAACAAAAUCAGUCACCAGUCCAUAUACAAAUAACAACGGCGUAUCUAUAAAAGUUCUCGUACAUAUUUAUUCGCAUACAUACAUAUUAUAUGUAUGGAAAGCGACAAGUUAAAAAACAGCAGUGAGCCAUAUUAGCGGUCGAGCCAAAACAUUUUAGUUCAGUUUCUUGUGAGAAUUCAACCGACAAUAAUGUAUAUUUUUACAAUUUUUAGCAUUUUUGCACACAACAACUAUACCGUUUGUAUUUAACGAAUGUGGUAUUAAGAGCAAACAAUUUUUUCAUAAACAAGUUUAAUACAGUGUGAAUGUACGCAUUAUCCAAAGAAAUAACUACAUAAUUAUAUUAUAUAUACGAACAUACUUAAUACAUGCGCAUAGUAAGCACAUUUACAAAAGUCAACAAACGCCCUGGACAAACACGUUGAUUAAUACAUGUGUACAAAUAUAUUAAAGGUCUGAUUAAUGACAUUAUAUAGUUUUGAUACCAAGUUUAUAUGUAUGCCUACAAAAUAACAAAUGUGAAGACAAAAUUUACAAGACGUUCAGUAUCAAAGGCAGCUACAUAUUUAAGCUAAUAUUGAAGAAGUAAUAAGGAAAAAAUCUGUAUUUUCUUCGAUUGAAGAAAUAAAUAUAAAACAUCGAUAUAAACUACAAUAUAACGAAAACGUACAAGUGCCCACAGUGUUCAAGUGAAGCAGCCAAAUCGUUAAAAUCGGAAACAUCUAAAAAUCGAGUGCACGAAGCUUUCUUUGUAUUAGUUUUUGUUUUGUUUUUACCAUGGAUGUGUGGGGUGUUUUUGUUGGUGACUCAACUAUGUCGUAUGGUGGGUCAGUACGCCACACCUACUAUCGUGACUAUGAGCAGUUUCCUUAUGGUACCUUGGAGCAUAGUUCUAGUCCACCAUCAAAGGAUUGCUACAGCAAGGUUCAAGAAAAAUGUAGACAAGUGAAAUCAAUGAAAGACCAAAAGAAAGAGUGCCCAUUUUGCAAGGAACAGAAAAAGCGGCCACUCACCACUUACAUGCGUAAACGUGGAGUUCGCAAACAUAAGGACAGCAUUUGUGAAGAACACGAGGAAGCAAUUGAAGAGGCUGAGGAAUUGGACGAGUCGGAAAAGGCGAUAGUGCCGCCGACAUUACCAGAACAGUGUUCAAGAGCACACAAAAUAAAUGACAAUAAUUUAAAUACAAAUUGAAGAGCCGAAAAUAUUUACGAUGCGCGACUACAAUAGACCUUUUCUGUUUUUAAAAAGGAAAAAAAUUGCAUAAUGUCAAAAUUUCAAUACAAAAAAAAAAAAUAUUUUUAUUAGAUAAAGUGACGAUUUAAAGACACAUCUUUUUUGUAAGAAUACAUUUCAAAGCAUGUAUGUAAGCAUGCAUGUAUGGAGCAGAUUUUUUAUAGCACAACAAUAACAAAUACACUACCAUUUUUCAUAUUUUCUAUACGUAUUGCAUUUGCACAAGAAUAUUUGUAAUGGAAAUCAAAGCGAGACGAAAUUAUUAUUGUAACUUUUUCUUAACAAUACUGAAGUAAUUAUUGAAAUUAAUAUUCAAAAACUUGUAUUUGAGUAUAUGUUAUAGCAAUAACGCAGAUAUAUGCAUUUCUUUUUACAAUCGUAUGUUUUUUUUUUUGCAUAUUUACAUAUGUAUGUAUAAUACAAUAUGUAUAUCCUACUCGUAUAGAGAAACUGGAUUUUUACUAUAUUUAUUAUAUAAAUAAAUACUUAAAUAAAAAUAAACAAUAGUUGUAGGAGAGAGACUGAAUCAGGCAAGUUAAUGUUUUCAAUAAAAACGAAUUAGUUUAUAGUUUUUAUUACUAAAUCCUUCCAAAUAAUGAUUUUUUGCUAUUUAAAACACAUUAAUUUGUAUGAGUAAACUAAAAAAAAAAAGCUGUAGAAUGAGAAAAAUAUAUAAAAUAUGAAAAAGUGCAUUGGAGCAAACAAAACGGCGUUGAAUCUGUCUAUAUUAGACAACACAUGUAAAUAAGUACAUGAUAUUAUAUAUUAUACGCAAAUGAAAACUGUUUGAAUAUGGCUUCUGGUUAUUGCAUACAUAUGUACCAUUUGUAGCUUUGAAAGUUAACAUAUUGAUAAAAA